This is a messenger RNA of Tauraco erythrolophus (red-crested turaco), 821 nucleotides long. The record is from RefSeq and is a predicted model, not a curated record. NCBI's taxonomy places the organism in Eukaryota, Metazoa, Chordata, Aves, Musophagiformes, Musophagidae.
AGGCGGAGGUCGAAGUUAACGACUCCUUGAUGCGUUUUUUCGACCACUGCGCCAAGUUCGUGGCCUUGGUGGAGGAGAACGACGCAGCCAUGUGCCAGGUGAACGCCUUCAAAGAAGGGCCGGAGAUGAGGAAGGUCUUGGAGAAGGUCGCGAGCGCCUUGUGCCUGCCGGCGGAGGAGCUGAGCGCAGAUCUCGUUCAAGUGGCUUUUCUCACGUGCUCGUAUGAGUUGGCUAUAAAGAACGUGACCUCUCCGUGGUGUUCACUCUUCAGCGAAGAAGAUGCCAAGGUACUGGAAUACCUGAACGACCUGAAGCAAUACUGGAAGAGAGGAUAUGGCUAUGACAUCAACAGUCGCUCCAGCUGCAUUUUAUUCCAGGAUAUUUUCCAGCAUUUGGACAAAGCAGUGAAAGAGAGCAAAAGUUCGAAACCCAUUUCCUCACCUUUGAUUGUACAAGUCGGACACGCGGAGACGCUCCAGCCCCUGCUUGCCCUGAUGGGCUUCUUCAAAGACGACGAGCCCCUCCAAGCCAACAACUACGUCAGGCAAACGGCUCGGAAGUUUCGCAGCGGCCGGAUCGUGCCCUACGCAGCCAACCUGGUGUUUGUGCUUUACCACUGUGACCACGUGAAGACCUCCCAAGAGGAGUAUCAAGUGCAGGUGCUGUUGAAUGAAAGACUGAUGGCGUUUCAUCACUCCAACGACACCAUCUCUACUUACGCCGACCUCAAGGACUACUACAAGGACAUCCUGGAAAACUGCCACUUCAAGGAAGAGUGCGAGUUGCCAAAAGCCAACGCCACUGCCGUUGACGAACUUUGA